Molecule: messenger RNA, 2409 nt
Organism: Gossypium arboreum
Lineage: Eukaryota; Viridiplantae; Streptophyta; Magnoliopsida; Malvales; Malvaceae
Product: transcription factor MYB97
Exons: 3
Coding region: 682-2295 (537 amino acids)
Source: RefSeq, a predicted model, not a curated record
AAUGAGGGUCAAAACCUUUUACUGUCCCUUUGAUUUUGACCAGAGAUAAAAUUUCCCCAAGGCAAAAAAUCCACCUCAAAGUUAGAAUAUAUUCUAUAUAAGUUUAUAUUCCUUAACAUACAUGAAAACCCAUAAUGACAAGCCAUUUCUAGACUGUAAAAAAACAACGGGAAAACCAGAGGGGAAAAGCUGUAAACCUUCUUUGUGAUGAAAACGAAAGCCGCCUAUUUGUGGGUCUAACCCUCCUUUUAGGGUAUAGCUUAGGCCCUCCCUUUUUUCUUCACCCAAACCCUCUUUCUAUUUGCCUCUGACAUGAGCUUUGUCUUCAAAGAACAAAACCCAGACUUAUGAUCUCGAGUUUCUUCAUUUCUACUUUUCAUUUUGAUGAGGGCAAAGACUUGAUUUCUUUGACCCUUUUGUCUUCAUUUUUCUUAUAACAAAACAACCUACCUUUAAGAAAACAUCACAUAGUUUUCUUCUUGCUUCUUCUUCUUCUUCAUUUUUGCUUUUCCCUUCUCCUCUUUCCUUUUUUAAACGAAUGAGAAGGUGAAAAGAAUUGAAAACACGCCCCCAAACCCUCCAUUAAACACCACCAAAGGUCCAAAAAUAACUAGAUAUAGCUCUCUUUUUCACGUGUGUAUAUAUAUAUAUAUUAAAUUAAUUAGUAUAUAACGUGGGAAGAUGAUGAUGAUGGGAGGAAACAACCAGAUCACUACACAAAACGAAGGUGGUGGUUCCAACAACGGUGGCGGAGAAGGGGGUAUAAUGUUGAAAAAGGGGCCGUGGACGGCUGCGGAAGAUGCAGUGUUGGCGGAUUACGUGAGGACUCAUGGUGAAGGGAACUGGAAUGCAGUACAAAAGAAUACAGGAUUGGCACGUUGUGGGAAGAGUUGUAGGCUAAGAUGGGCUAACCAUUUAAGACCUAACUUGAAAAAAGGUGCCUUUUCACCUGAAGAAGAAAGAAUUAUUGUUGAGUUGCAUGCUAAAAUGGGUAACAAAUGGGCUCGCAUGGCAACUCAGCUUCCGGGAAGAACAGAUAAUGAAAUCAAGAACUAUUGGAACACAAGAGUGAAGAGAAGGCAACGCCAAGGCCUCCCACUUUACCCUCCUGAAAUCCAACCUCUCUAUUCCCAACACCAACGAAACCAGCACCGAUCACUACCGUCGACACCUCUCGCGUCCCCGACAGCCACGUCAACGUCUUCCUUCUCCUUCCAAACACCGCCAAAUCCGUCGUCCUCGACUACUCUCCACGGCUCGAUCUUAACACCAGCACACCCUCUCCAUAUCCCACGUUCAGCAUCAUCCCACGUUCUGUAUAACCCACAAACCCCACCACCUCUUCAUAGUGCAAGUGCAGUUUCAACACCAUGUCCAUCCCCACUUCCAAGUUCUUCCCCUUCAACACCAACCCCUGUGUCUCCACUUCAAUCUCCCCAUAAGCCUGCAUUUUCAACUCUCCCUCUCUUUGAUUCUUCAACAUCAAAUACUUGUAAUAAUAACAUCAACGCUAAUAAUGCUAUUAAUAAUAAUACUUUCCCUUCUGAUUUCUUUUUCCCUAGAGCAACCCCUCCUCUUCAGACACCAAUGCGUUAUAAGCGCUUUAGACCUGAUGUAAGUGAAAGUAUCAACAAUGAAAGACAUAAUAACAGUAUUUCUGUCAAUGGCGGCUGUAACAGUACCAGUUCCAGCUUUAUGUCACAGUAUCCUCCUUUUCAGAAAACAUCUUUUUUCAAUUCCCAUGCUACACUAAAUGUUACUACUAGUACGCCAUUGACAUCCCCACACUACUCCCCUUCAUAUACUUUGGAUCCAGUCACACUUGAUCUUGCUUCAUCUUCAAGGAUCCUCGCUGAUCAUCAGAAUUUCGAUAACGGUCAGUUUAUAUCGACUCCGGGAUUCGAUUACACGCCGAAAACCGACGAGCUCCCUUCGAACCAAUUCGUGUCCUUAGAUGGGACUUCAGAAGUUACAUUUGAUACUAAAGGGAAUUGUAACUAUAUCAGUAAUGAUCAAAACAACCACCACCAGGAUUUGAGUAUCCAUUUUGGUGGGGGUGGCUUGUUGGAUGAUAUGCUGGAAGAGGCUCAACUGUUGGCCGGCGACAACGACAUUCUGCGGCGGGAGAGUUGUUUGGACGGAUUCAAUACAAGCUCUGAUGGUUUAACUUCAGGAAAAGAAGAAACAGUGACAGAUCAAGAGAUCAAUGCAACACAAGAAGAAUACUCUCGGCUACUCAAUGCAAUUCCUUCAUCGAUGCCAAUGCCCGAUUGGUACAACAAUUGUGGGAAAUGAGACCACAUAUUGUUCAUAAAACACUAUAUCUAUACAUGUAAUAAGCUUGAGGUAUACAUUAUAUCAAUAUUCGGUGAAUAAAAUCUGCAAAGUAAUCGACAUUUAUUCUGUAAA